Eublepharis macularius is the source of this 1317-nucleotide messenger RNA. It is a transcript of the gene EGR4, whose product is annotated as early growth response 4. Gene Ontology annotation, molecular function: DNA-binding transcription factor activity, RNA polymerase II-specific; RNA polymerase II cis-regulatory region sequence-specific DNA binding. Bases 1 to 1317 code for a protein of 438 amino acids. Lineage: Eukaryota; Metazoa; Chordata; Lepidosauria; Squamata; Eublepharidae. Gene Ontology annotation, biological process: regulation of transcription by RNA polymerase II. The transcript has a single exon. The record is from RefSeq and is a predicted model, not a curated record.
AUGGGAGCCACAAUGAACUCUGAAAUUGCUGACUACUACUUCCUUGCCGGACAGCCCUCCCCACCUCUCAGUUACACGGGCAGCUUCUUCAUCAAGACCGAACAGUGUCAAGACCAAGAGUCCCUCUUCAACCUGAUGUCUGGGAUUCUGGGCCUCUCCCCAUUCUCUGAAGGCCACCAAAGACAACAGCUGGAUGCCACCCACAGUGUCCCCGAGGCUAUCCAGAACCACCUGGACCUCUAUUCCACCUGCCAACCGGAGCUGAACAUCUCGGUGCAGCCAUCAUUAGCGGAUCAUGGCUAUCCCAACUUCUCCAGCCCAGAGGGCAUCCAAACAUCCCCUCAAGUGGGCGACUCGUCCCAAUGCCUAUUUAACAAUAAACUGUUGGACAGUAAACAGGAUAUCAAACUUUCCUCCCUCUCUCCCUCUCUGGAGAAGUUCAAAGCUUCCUGUUCCCAUUGGGAUCCUCUCCGCCAGUCUCAGAAUUAUUUGCCCACGCAGUAUCCCUCUCCGGAGACUUUUCAUUCCAUAGAACCAGGCCAAACUAUCCAGCUGGCAUCAAAGACGGAAAACGCCCUGUCUGUCAGCUGCCAGUUGGAACUGGGCAGCCUCUCAGGACAGGCAGGGACCUUUGGGCACAGUCUAGACUUCAGCUGCCAGCCGGAUCCCUUCCCCGGCCAUACCCAACUCCCCAGUGACUUUGUAGAGGCCAAGAUCCCCAACCUGUCGCCUCAGCUCAUCCAGGAAUUUGAAUCUUCCUUGAGUCAGCCGGAGGUCAUGCCAAACUUGAUGAACCCCAUUGAACAGAGGCUGCAUGCCAACCAUUCCCCAUCGCUGAUCCCCAUGACGGACUUUAACCUCACCCUGUCCGCUGCCCCCUCGGCCAGCACUUUAGGGCCCAGCCAUCCCACCGCCCCGGCAGAGCCAAAGAAGAAGCCGCGCCGAGGGAAGUGUUCUUCCAAAUGCUUCUGCUCCAGACCCCAUGAGAAAGCCUUUGCCUGCCCGGUGGAGAGCUGCAUCCGGAGCUUUGCAAGAUCCGACGAGCUGAACAGGCACCUCCGCAUCCACACGGGACACAAACCCUUCCAGUGUCGCAUCUGCCUGAGGAACUUCAGCCGCAGUGACCACCUGACCACUCACAUUAGGACCCACACGGGAGAAAAGCCCUUCUCCUGCGACGACUGUGGCCGCCGGUUUGCCCGGAGCGACGAGAAGAAGAGGCACAGCAAGGUCCACCAGAAGCAGAAAGCCCGGGCGGAGGAGAAGCUAAAGGGGCUCGGGUUGUACUCUAUGGGGCUGUCGUUUGGGACUCUCUGA